AUGGAACUUUUGGACAUGUUAGAAUCAAAAGAUGAGGAAAUACCUAAUGCUGGUAUGUGUAGUAAGGAUUAUGAAACAAAAGGUAUGGGGUACGGUGUGAUAAUGACUUAUGUUGACCAGUUACUUCCACAUGUUCCAUAUCGAAUAUACUUUGAUAACCUCUUUACCAGCGUUGAACUACUACAUGACCAAAAAGUGAGGGGCGUGGAAGCAACGGGAACAAUAAGUGGAAACAGAGGUAAGAAUUUUACACUAUCAUCUGUAGAUAAAAUGAUAAAAGAAAAUAGAGGAUCAUAUGAAGUUUGUUCUGACUCAGCAUACAGCAUUUCCAUUGUACGUUGGAAUGACAACAGUGUUGUUACUGUAGCCACCAACUUUGACAGAGUGCAACCACUACGCUCUGUAGCAAGACUUUCCAGGGAACCAAAGAAAAGGAUUAGCGUGCCUCAACCUAACUUAUUACAGUCCUACAAUACUCAUAUGGCAGGCAUAGAUCAAGCUGACCAAAAUGUAUGCCUAUAUAGAUGCUCUGUAAGAGGGAAAAACUUGUAUAUCCUGAUCAUCGCACAUUUUAUAGACAUUUCUGAGCAAAAUACCUGGGAUCUUUGCACGCACAACGAAGAACCCAUAGAUCAUCUGACAUUUCGUCGUCGAAUUGUCACUGCAAUUCUUGAAAGUAACGAAAGGGUCACUACCAGCAGAGGGUGUCCUAGUAAGAGGGCAAAACUAGGUUCUAGAUUUGAUGGAAGAAAACAUUAG
Molecule: messenger RNA, 759 nt
Organism: Schistocerca americana (American grasshopper)
Lineage: Eukaryota; Metazoa; Arthropoda; Insecta; Orthoptera; Acrididae
Product: piggyBac transposable element-derived protein 3-like
Exons: 1
Coding region: 1-759 (252 amino acids)
Source: RefSeq, a predicted model, not a curated record